Mercenaria mercenaria is the source of this 2788-nucleotide messenger RNA. RefSeq lists its product as uncharacterized. The transcript is spliced from 3 exons. Bases 44 to 1393 code for a protein of 449 amino acids. Lineage: Eukaryota; Metazoa; Mollusca; Bivalvia; Venerida; Veneridae. The record is from RefSeq and is a predicted model, not a curated record.
UUUGAUUUCAAGUGGAGCCAGUUGCGACCCUGAAUUCAAAAAUAUGCAAGACCAGUCAUGUAUUUAUAGAAGACAGCACUUGGUUCGGUUUAGAAGUAUUCAGACAUUACGGGAAGCAAAAAGAAGAUUCCAGGAAUAUAAGAUGUUGAUAAUAAAAGGUCCAAGAGAAUGUGGGAAAACAGCGUUAGCGAUGGAGAUGUUGUCCUCAUACGAAGAAGGACAUUGGCUGAUUAUCACCAAACCUGAGGAUGUCAGACAUAUACGGUUAGGAAUAACAUGUGUUAUAGUCAUCGAAGACCUUGGAGGAAAGUACUGCUUGGACAGUUCUCUCAUGAACAAAUGGUUAGCUGAAUUAGAACUAUUAUAUUCAGCUGUAAGGGAAGGCAAACUCAAUAUUAUAAUUACCUGUGAUAUUCCACAGUUUAAAGCCAUGACACGGGCUGCUCAUAAUCAUCCAAUGCUUGGAAGUACUGUUUCCCUCUCACCUUUGACGCUGAUACAAGUUAAAGAGGAAAGAAACCAAGGGCAUGCGCUAUCACUACCAUCUUCAUUCAGUGAAGCAGAUACGUAUAACACCAGAAUGACCAAAAAGUGGAAAUUCAUUAAAGAGAUAAAUGUAAAAUCUGACAACGAGGAGAGGUGUUUCAUUACAUCUAUGUGCAUGGUACCUCCUAACCAGCUUGCUAUGACUGAUCAAAACGAUAAAUCACUAAAACUUGUGAAUAUCAGUGACGAAAGGAUUAUAGACCGUGUAACAUUUUUUGCCGAACCAAAUAACCCAACCCUGCUACCACAGGACAGACUAGCCGUUUUGCUUCCUGGCAUCAUACAGUUAUUUUCAAUACAUAUCGGAUUUAAUAAAGGAAAUGCUAUAAAAUUAAAUGGUAUAUGCAAUUCUAUUAUGUUUGGAAAUGACGUACUCUUUGCAUUCUUCCAUUCCCCAGCUGUAGUUAAAACACUGAAUAUGCAGGGUGAAGAACUAAGUACGAUUACGCUUGAGUCAGACAUUCAGGACAUGAAUAUUGCUCCAGUUUAUAUAGCUUUGUGUCCAGAAAAUUCGUCGUUUUACAUUAGUGACUGGAGAAAAAACCUGCUGUUACGAGUAAAUAUGGAAGGACAUAUGAUGGCCAUGUACAAAGAUAACGGUCUGGAUAAACCGCAACGGAUACUGGCAAUGUCAGAUGGAUCAGUGUAUGUAUGUAACACGAACAAUGACACUGUGUUACAAAUGCGGGCAGAUUUUACACGGUCACGUGUCGUACUAGGACCCUCAGAUAAUGUGACUGCUCCUGCAGCCAUUUGUUACUGGCCAGAGGAAAAUAUCAUGUUUGUUUCAUCUGCAAGUGUAAAUCCGAUGCUCCGUGCUAAACUCAAAAUGUUCACACUGAUUUAAUGAAUGAAAACAAAUCAACAGUCAUGUAUAAUAUAUAUAUCUAACGUUAAAAAAUAAAGGAAGCCGAAACUAGACAGAGUAAAGACAAUAUAUCAUUUCUGUAGUUAUUAGCAUAUAGCCAUAAAUCAGUCUUACGUAUGUCGUUUUAAAUCUGUCAAUGAUAUAGAGAUUGUACUUAAAAGUUCUAGUUCAUCUUUUCUGGUUUUCUUUAGUGUCAUAUGAUAGCUAAAUGCAUCAAUUUACCAGAAAUAUUUAUAUUCUUCCUCCUCUCCAUAUAAAAAUGAAAAUAUUUGAUAUUUAAGAAAUGACCUUCUAAAAAUAACUGAAGCAAAAAUGGACAACUCUUGUAUUGACAGGUUUUCAUUGAUUUUUAUAAGCGAUAUCAAAAGUCCCUAUAUAGCUAAAUGAAUUCAGUACAUAGUAUAUGUAAGUUAAGUAUACUUUCAACACUUUGAAAGUGCUUACACUGAACUUUAUUCUAUCUUUUGAUGAAUUAAAAAUACGAGGCUAGCCAAGAGUUUAAAAGAAAAGUGUCUUAAAAUUAUGGAUGAAAGAGAACGACACUCUCUUUACUAUAAGCUUACCGAAACUAUUCCUAAAAAUGACCUGAAAGAAGUUACUAAAGAUUUUAUAAUGUAAACAAAUCUUUACAGCAUUUUUUAUAUAAUUGUAAAUGAGAGGCCCCAGCAUUUUUUUUAAGUUGUGUACACAGUUUUAGUUGCAAUUUAAUGUGAAUAGCUGAAGUUACCCGCUUACUUUGUUUAAAACAAUAAUAAAACACCUUAUAUUGUGUUAAGGCAGUUUAAGGUAGUCGGCGGCCUGUAACGAAAAUCGUCAAAUCACGUAAUCUCCUGAUUUUUCAACAUUUAUUCGUUUUUUAUGGAAAGCAAUGAUUGUGUUAAGCUAUAGUUGGGUCCAGAGAUUGUUGAAUUGCAUACAAAUACAUAAAUACACGAAAAUUGCAGAGGGUCAUUACGUAUCCACUACCUUAAAAUGUGAUUACAUUUGAAGACACUGACUUCUUGAAAUCUAUCCAACCGAGUGAGAAGUGUAUUAUUUUUACGAGUAAGAAGAAAUUGAUUUUGAUCUCCACAAAAACAUAUACAAUUUUCUUUUUAUUAAAUGCUUUUGUGUGUAUUCGUGAACUCCGUGAGGAUCCAGAAUACAUGUAUAUGACGUUAAGUUACACGUGGAAAGGCGCAGUCCGAGUGAAAUUAUUUCGGACGACGUAUAACCGCCCGAGUGUAUAAAUAGUGAUAAAGCACUGUUUUGCUAUAAAUUAUUUCGAUUCUAAUAUGUUCUUUAUUGUAAAAUUUAUAUCAAAUAUGAUGGAACUGUUUCUUUUCGCAAGCAUGGCGCCAAUAGUAGGUAUUUGUUAAAACACGCCAGGACCGG